Molecule: messenger RNA, 1034 nt
Organism: Prinia subflava (tawny-flanked prinia)
Lineage: Eukaryota; Metazoa; Chordata; Aves; Passeriformes; Cisticolidae
Gene: NPFF
Product: neuropeptide FF-amide peptide precursor
Exons: 2
Coding region: 539-997 (152 amino acids)
Source: RefSeq, a predicted model, not a curated record
CUGUCACCCCUCCCGGGGAGCCGCUGUGGGGACACCGCAGCGGCCCGGGGCACCCUCGGGUGCGUUUUUGGGGGCGAUUUCGGCUGGUUUGGGGUCGAGGGGGCCGCGGCCGCGCCGUCGGGGCAGCAGGAGCGCGGAGCCGCCACCGGGUGGCGACAGCGAGAGGCGGCCGAUGGGGAGGGGGCGCGGGGGGCCCGGGGAGGGGUCCCGGUGUCGGGGUGAGGGUGAUGGGCUGGGGGACAGGGAGGGUCCCGGCCUCGGGGGGUCCUGGCUUCGUGAAGUCCCGGUGCAGGACGGGGGUCCCGGGGGUUUCGCUCCGCAGCCCCGGCGGGGCGGGUGGCGGGGCCCUGGCGGGGCGGGAGGUGCGGGGCUUCCGCGUCCGUCCAUCCGUCCGUCCGUCCCCGGGGGCGGCUGUCGCCGCUGCUAAAUGGGUUUCAUUAACGGCGGCGGGGCCGGGGCUGCUCCCCCCGCCCCCCGCUCCCCCGGGACCCCCGGCCCGGCCCGGCUAUAAGAGGCGGCGGCGGCGGCGGUGGGGGCGAUGGCGGGGGCGAUGUCGGGGCGCCCGGUGCUGCUCCUGCUGCUGUUGCUGCUGCUGGCGGGGACCCCGCGCUCCGCCCGCGCCUGUCCCGGGACCCCCGGCCCGGCCCCGGUGAGCCUCGGCCCGGCCGCGCUGUCGGAGCGGGGGUUCGGUUCGUGGGGGAGUGCUCGGGGCCGGGGGUCGCACUCCGGCUCCAUGACCGCUGUGACCCCCGGUUCUCCCCCGCCUCAGGCCGCCGCCCCCCCGGGGCCGCCCCCCGCCGCUGCCUCCGCCCUGGGAGCGCUGCUCCGCUCCCUGCAGCGCCCCGGCCGCGCCCCCGGGCCCCCCCGGCAGCCGCGGAGGUCGGGCUGGGGGCCGCAGGGGGGGCCCCAGGCCCGGCUCAGCCCCCGCAGCUGGGACCCCCCGGUGGCCCCGUUCUGGACCAUGGCGACCCCGCAGCGCUUCGGCCGCCGCCGCUGAGCCCAGCCCGUCCGUCCGUCCGUCCGUCCAUCUGUCC